ACAAAAAAAAAUUACCUAACCUAUAAUUCAAAAUCACGAAAAACCUGAAAUAUGUCGAUAUAUUUUAGUGGAACAUUUAAAAGAUCGGGAGGAAUCGUUAGUGCGAUAGCAAAGCAGUUAAAAUUGGUUAAUUUAAAACCGGUGAAGCGAAUACAAAUACAAUUUGAUCCUUUUCACGAAAAAGCAGCAACAGCUAGAGACUUCCUGCACUUUAUAUCAAGCCCCAAGGUGACCAGUACAAAUUUGGAUUGUAUCAUAAAAACCACUGUGGUUUGUGAUCGAAGCGAACCACAAGUUAAGAUAGAUUUUACAAACAACAAAAGUUUGAGGUUUUUAGCUAAUAAUUUAACGGUGUUGGAGAUUUUUCAAUAUUUUAAUAAACACUUGGGGCCCUUAAUUAAAAUAGAACAAGAAUCUGCACCCGUUCCCGCUGUUAAAGCUAAGAUCCAAAAGAAAUUAAAAAAGAAAUAAAGAUGGUUAAUAAUGGCAAAUCGAAACAUUACCAUAUUAGAAUUGUUGAGCAUAUUUAUAACAAAAUUCCUUAUUUCACCGAUAUAUUUACAGAAGAAACGUUUUAUAUAACAGUUUUUUGCUUUAUUGCAAUUACUAUUUCAACCGUUUUUAUUUUAUCUCGGUUUGUAACUAUAAAACCUGUAGAAUAAUA
Messenger RNA from Onthophagus taurus, 664 nucleotides. RefSeq names its product mitochondrial ribosomal protein L53 (gene mRpL53). NCBI's taxonomy places the organism in Eukaryota, Metazoa, Arthropoda, Insecta, Coleoptera, Scarabaeidae. Gene Ontology annotation, cellular component: mitochondrial large ribosomal subunit. The record is from RefSeq and is a predicted model, not a curated record.